GACGGUUCAACUUAUGAUAGCUUAGUGACGUCACAUUAGUGAUACGCCAGGCUUCCUGGCAUAAUAAAUGUAUUUUAUCGACUUUUGUCUUAAAUAUGUCCGAUUUCUUUAAAUCAGCAUUUGGAUUUAUUGGGGGCAGUGCUGGUACUCGAGAUGAGCAUGAUUUUGUUGGUCAAUAUGUUGAGCUUGGUAAUCAAAAGCUCCGAGUGAAGAAGAAAAUCGCUGAAGGGGGAUUUGCCUUUGUGUUUGUUGCCCAGGACAAUGCUAGUGGGAAGGAAUAUGCGUUAAAGAGACUUCUUGCCAAUGAUGAGGAGAAGAAUAAAGCUGUGGUACAGGAGAUCAAGUUUCUUAAAAAAUUGACUGGUCAUCCAAACAUUGUCCAGUUUACAGCAGCAGCCUCUAUAGGGAAGGAAGAGUCUGGGCAUGGUCAGGCAGAAUACCUUCUUCUUAUGGAGUUAUGUACAGGUGGACAAGUUGUAGACUUGUUGAACCAAAGGGAAGAACCACUGCCAUGUUCAACAGUAUUAAAGAUAUUCUACCAGACGUGUAAGGCAGUUCAACAUCUCCACAAACAGUCCCCACCUAUCAUUCAUAGAGAUCUAAAGGUGGAGAAUCUGUUGAUCAGUAGUAAAGGGUUUAUCAAGUUGUGUGACUUUGGGAGUGCAACAACAGAGACACAUUAUCCUGAUGAAACCUGGUCAGCUAUGAGACGAAGUCUGGUAGAGGAUGAGAUAACCAAAAAUACUACACCUAUGUACAGAACACCAGAAAUGUUAGAUUUAUAUCAAAAUUUCCCAAUUAAUGAAGCACUGGAUAUAUGGGCCCUGGGAUGUGUGCUAUAUAUGUUGUGUUUUGGUGUUCAUCCAUAUGAAGAUUCAGCCAAAUUGAGAAUUAUAAAUGCCAACUACUCUAUACCAGAGAAUGAUACAGAAUAUAACGUCUUCCAUGAUCUCAUAAUGGGUAUGUUCAAGGUUAACCCUGUGGAUCGUCCAAAUAUAAAUGAAGUGAUAGAUAGACUAGAAGAGAUAGGUCAGGCGAGAAAUGUACGUCUGACUGAACCAUUACCACAGUCACUGCUUACAGAAUCACAGAUACAACAGCCAGUAUACCCGCCCAGUCCAGCAAGGGAACCAGUCAGUGCUGGACAACAAGCUAGCUCAGAUACUGCAGCUGGUUCUCUGUUCAGUUCAUUAAGGAUGGGAGCAGGUAGUCUCAUGAAAAAUGUAAAAGAUGCUUCAGCUAAAGUUGUGGAAACAGUGUCAGCAACGAUGAACAAAUCUGAGUUGGAUAUAAGCUAUAUAACUUCUCGAGUAGCAGUUAUGUCAUUCCCAGCAGAAGGUGUAGAAUCUGCUAUAAAGAAUCAUAUAGAUGAUGUUAGAAAUUACCUGGAAAGUCGUCAUAGAAAUUCUUACGCUGUUUACAAUAUUUCACAAAGACAAUAUAGGAAUGCCAAGUUUGAAAAUAGGGUUUCAGAAUGUGGCUGGCCAGCAAGAAAAGCUCCUACUUUAGCCAACUUAUUUGCCAUUUGUAAAAAUAUGCAUCUGUGGUUACGACAGAAUCCAAAGAACAUCUGUGUUAUCCAUUGUUUAGAUGGUAAAGCAACUUCAGCUACUGUAGCUGCAGCAUUUCUUGUGUUCUGUCGACUAUUUGAUGGACCACAACAAGCACUAACAAUGUUUGCUACCAAGAGAUGUCCACCUGAUGUUAUGCCAUCACAAAGAAGGUAUAUAGAGUACUUGAGUGAAAUGGUAUCGGAAGAUCCAUAUAAACCCCACACAAAAGCUCUUAUACUCAACAGCAUUACUCUAGCCCCUGUUCCUCUAUUCAAUAAAAUGAAGAAUGGUUGUACACCAUUUGUUGAGGUGUAUGUAGGUGAAGACAGGAUAUUAACAACAUCCCAGGAGUAUGAGAAGAUGAAAGGUUUCUCUGAGGCUGAGGGUAGGGUGACAUUACCUCUCAAUAUAUCAGCAGCUGGUGAUAUCACUAUAGUUGUAUAUCAUGCCAGAUCUACAUUUGGAGGCAAAAUACAAGGAAAGAUAACUUCAAUGAAAAUGUUCCAGUUUCAAAUCAAUUCAGGUUUUGUGAAACCGAACCGAACAAAUCUUAAAUUUACACAAUACGAUUUAGACCAACUAGAUACACCAGACAAGUACCCAGAAAGGUUUACUGUCAUGUUAAAUACCACCGUAUCACCUAAAGACCGACCACCAGAACAGAAUUUUCCAUGGGCUAAAUUUGAUGUACAGAAACUUUCACCUAGAAUAUUGUUCUCAAACAAAGAGGAACUGCAGGAGACCAUGGGUAUAUUUGGUAUAUCAGACAGAGGUAAAGCCAGACUGGCUCGAUCUUCUAGUGUCAGUUCUAAUGAGAGUCCAAGUCAUGUUCCGAGUGAAACAAAUAAGCAACCAGUCAAUUCCACCAGUGAUAAUAAAGAUAACCAGUCUACUCAGAAACCAAAACAAGAAGUUCCUACUGCUAACUUUUUUGAAACAUUAGAUUGGGACAAACAAGUUAGUGAACAACCCAAAGAAGUAAGAAUGCCAACAGAAGAUGAGAGUAAUCUCCUAGACAACACCAGUGAUGAUGAGGAUGACUUUGCAUCUUUAACACAACACAGAGUGAGUGGGGUAAAUGGAAAAAGUGAUAUUGGCAAUGUGCAAUCUAGCGAACAAAACAAAGAUUUUAAACCAUUUGAAGCAAAUUUCCAGGAUAUGCCUGGAAAUAAAUCUGAGCCAGAAGUAGACUUCUUUAAUUCAAAUAAUGGAGACAGUUUAGCCAAUGAUAUAGACCUCAUGCAUAUAGAAAAACCUGCAUCAAAUCUUGAUAUACUUUCUGGAACAGCUGGUUCAAGUUCUGCUGACUUUGAUUUAAUAGGUGGAAAUACCAAAAGUGAUAUAUUUGAUCCAUUCCAAGCAUUUUCCAGUAAUACAAAAUCACAAGAUGCACCACCUGUGACUGUAACAGCACCCAACAAUGAAUUUCAUGCAUUUGAUCCUUUUGGAGUUUCCAAUGGAAUGACAGGAUCAGAAAAUAAUGAUGCCAUGGGUAUUGGUAAAUCAAGCUCAUUUAGUUCAAAACCUGCAGCAGAGUCAGGCUCAGGAGAUCUAAUGGGCGAUUGGAACUCUUUUGUGUCAACUAAUUCUAGUCCAAAUAUAUCAAGAAAUAAUUCAUCUUCUAAUCUUGGGGCUGGUGGCAAUAUACCUUAUAGUGGUAGUGGUACAUUCCAACAAAUGGGAGGUGCAAGCAUCCCUAGAAACAAUAGUGGAACAUUCCAAGGGUUGCAGAUGGGAGGCAACAUUCCAAGGGCUAACAGCGGAUCAUUCCAAACAAAGGGUGGUAUAGGUCAAGGAUCAAAUCUUGCUGGAACAGGAACUUCUGGAAAACCUGCUGAUCCAUUUGCAGAGUUUGGUGCUUUUGGGAAGCCAGCAUGCAGUAUGUCACAGCAGAAACAAAACCAACCCCCACAACAACAGCCCAGUAUAUCACCCAUGGGAUCAGGAUAUAAGGGUGGUAUGCAGCAGCCAAUACCAAACCAGCCAGCAGGAGGUGGGAGAGCAAGCCCAAGUACAGCUGCUCCUAGCAACCAGCAGUCAAAGAGGCCAAACUACAAUCAAGGGAGUGUAUUUAGAGACACAGGUUCAAAGAAAGUUCAUGGACAAAAUGCAGGACCAAAAACCCAUGCAAGUAAAGCAACAUUGAUUUUUGUUGCAGGGGGACUAUUUUCCCAAAAAAGUAAAGGGCCCAAAAAAGUUUUGGGGUGA
This is a messenger RNA of Ruditapes philippinarum (Manila clam), 3761 nucleotides long. Its product is annotated as cyclin-G-associated kinase-like. The coding region runs from base 96 to 3761 and encodes 1221 amino acids. NCBI's taxonomy places the organism in Eukaryota, Metazoa, Mollusca, Bivalvia, Venerida, Veneridae. Gene Ontology annotation, cellular component: cytoplasm. The record is from RefSeq and is a predicted model, not a curated record. Gene Ontology annotation, molecular function: ATP binding; protein serine/threonine kinase activity; AP-2 adaptor complex binding. Gene Ontology annotation, biological process: positive regulation of Notch signaling pathway; protein phosphorylation; regulation of clathrin-dependent endocytosis. The transcript is spliced from 22 exons.